Helianthus annuus (common sunflower) is the source of this 2127-nucleotide messenger RNA. RefSeq lists its product as uncharacterized. The transcript is spliced from 7 exons. Lineage: Eukaryota; Viridiplantae; Streptophyta; Magnoliopsida; Asterales; Asteraceae. The record is from RefSeq and is a predicted model, not a curated record. Bases 909 to 1742 code for a protein of 277 amino acids.
UAGUAUUGUUUCUUAAUCAUUUAUACUUUCUUCCUGAUAAACUUAAGCUCUCUCCCUCUCUUUCCUCAAUGAUUCGUCAAAGUAGAAUCUUCAAUCUCUAGUUUGGAUCACUUUCGGAUCUAACCGUGGAUCGAGCAACCUCUACCGUUUUCAACUAUUAUAUUGAUGCUUGUCAAUCGCUUCCCAACCUGGUUCUAGAUCUUUGAUUGUUUUAAGUUCAAUUUGUUUAUGAAAAGUUGGGGAUUGAUUUAGAUCUGCUUCUAGCCUCCAAGAUUUCUGGAUUAUGUACUCUUAAGUACUAUCUUUGUUAUAAAAUUCACCAAAAGUCAACCCAGUUUACAGAUCUUGGUUCCUUUGAGCUUUUAAUAGCAUUCAAUGGAUGUGGAAAAAAAAUUGUAUAAAGAUGUGUUUCUGGAGUUGCUUGCCUGCUGCUCUUGUUGUUAGAUAUGAAAGUGUGUCCAUAAAAAUUCAACUUUCCUUAACUAGAUAUAUGUGUUCCGACAACUGUGGAAUUCAAGAAAAAAAUCAUUUCUCUGCUUCAAACUUUAUUGUUUCUUCCAAGCGAGUCUGUUCUUGUUCAGUACUGGGCGGCAAAGGAAAUUGGAAACACUGUUGUGCUUACGACUACAUGUCAGCCUUUUGGCCUUUGGGGGAACAACAAAGAACUUCAGUCAUACCAUAAAGGUUGUUCAGACCACAAACUCUAUGUACAUCCUAAGGAAGGGGUAGCAUUUGGUCUUUCUGGCCGUGUGUUCCUGAACCGUACUCAUGAGCAGACUCGAGAUAUCCAUAGAUAUCCAAAAUAUCAGCGUCCUCCAUGUGAAGAUGCUAUUUUUACUAAGAUAUGGGGAUCCUUUGCUGUACCUGUGAUUGAAGCUGAUAAAUGUGUUGGUGUACUUGAGUUUGUCAUGGAUACACCAAAGGAUUCUUCUGACAUUAUUGGUGCAGUUUACAGUGCACUUGAGCAUGCUGGUUUUCGAUCUCAUGACCGGGUCGACAUUAAUUUCCCAAGAAGGACCAUCGAUGACCCAAAAAGGUUACGCAGAACAAAAUCAUUUGAAAUUACCAAGUAUUGCUGUCUUGUUCCAUAUUUUGGACUGGGUAGUGCCCAUGUUGCAGCCAUGCUUGGAGUCAAAACAAGCACCUUUAGAAAUGCUUGUAGAAAUGUAGGAAUUCCUGAGUGGCCAUGGAUACCAAGUAGUACAACUAAUAGAGCUUCUUCUGAUCCUGAAUCUCCAAUUACACCAACGACAUCUGAAACUAGUUAUUUUCCAACUUCGAUUGCUACAGAGAGCAUGCCCUACAUCUGGAACAUGGGAAUCAAUAACUGGUCACCUGUACAAACUAUGAUUACUCAAGCACCUUUCUCGGAAUAUCUAACCAACCAAAUGGAUUGUGAUACUAGUCCUUUUGGAACUCUAAUUGCUACACAAUAUGGUUCUAUUGGAUUUCCAGCAGAAACCGAGUACAUGGCAUCUGAUCCCGGUUCUUUUGGGGCUCCAGUUUAUAUAGAUCACAUGCCUGACCUUUCUUAUUUGAUCCCCGACUGGAAUGUCGGAAGUUGUGAGUCACCGUAUACACAAAAUACGACUUCCACCGAAGCAUCUCUCUCUGAGUACAUAGCAUCUGAUACUAGUUCUUUUGGAGAUCAAAUUGCUAUGGAGUACAUGUCUGACCUUUCUUAUCUGAUACCUAGAUCCAUUUCAAAACGGACAUUGGAAUUUUUUAUUUGUCAACCAUGACUACCGAAGCAUCUUCUCCAGAAACUCAAAUCAAUCAAAUAGGAUCUGAUACCGGUCGUGCUAAAUCUUGGAAUAUUGAAUUUGAACGUGAUCGUCCUGAUUUCAUGUUAGAAUUUGAAAUGGAAUGUCCUGAUCUGGACUUGGACACUCGCGGCUUUUUUUAAUUAUAAAAAAUAGAACAGCCUUAACAUAAUGUUUUACUGCUAAUUAGCACGAAAAUAGAUUAAACUAUAAAUAGAGUUGGAGUUUUGUGUUAAGCAAUGUAAAUAUGAAAUAAAUGUUAGUGUUCUAUGUAACUUCAGAGAUACUAUUGAUUUGAUCUCUGGCAGGUUGUGUAUAACUCUUCAAUUUUGUAACAUCAAUUUGAACGUGUUUUAGGAACUUA